This is a messenger RNA of Coregonus clupeaformis (lake whitefish), 1324 nucleotides long. RefSeq lists its product as uncharacterized. Bases 319 to 675 code for a protein of 118 amino acids. The transcript is spliced from 5 exons. NCBI's taxonomy places the organism in Eukaryota, Metazoa, Chordata, Actinopteri, Salmoniformes, Salmonidae. The record is from RefSeq and is a predicted model, not a curated record.
UGGGACCAUCAUGUUACUCUCUUCAAACCAUCGUCUACUACACUGCUCUCAUCACCCCACUGGGGAUCAUCGACACAGCUCAGCUUCCAGAAUGAGUGAAAGUAAACAGACAACUAAGAAGAAGGACAUUGUGACCUCUUGUGGACAAUCAGAGCCUUACACCUGAGAACGAAGGAGAAGGCCCAUCCAAAGGAAAAGGCCCAAUCGAACCCUUUCCACUAAGGGUCCAACAGAGAUACAAGACGAAGACCUUCAACACCCGACACAAAUGAGAGUCCCUUAAACGCUCCAGGAGCAGGAAGGAGAUAAAUAGUGGAGAUGAUGGUGUUGCCUGUGUGGGGCCUCACACUCCCUCUUCCCGCUGUACUGAUGAUUGUUGUUGGUCUUUACAUUAUUUUCCUUGCAAUGGCGUUAUGGUUCCACCAAUGCCUCAAGGAACAGUGUUGUCCUGAGUGUGGUGACUGCUGUCCAAAUAUCGCCCCAUUCGAUUACUGUUUAGCAUGUGCAGAGUCGUGCAACUGUCGCCUGCCAUCACUGCGCUCGUGCCUUGACCAGACCUGCCCCUCAACCUGCCCCUCUCUUCCUAAUUGUAACAUGUGGGACCGUGCUUGCACCUGCCAACCCCCAGAAUCUGAGUCCUUCAACUGCCUCUGCUUCGAGAUCAAGUUCAGAUAGAGGGAGAAACGGAGGAGCGGUAGGAUUGAAUGAUGAAUCCUAACUCAAGACGCACAGCAUGUUUACAUAUUCACACCUUGAUGUUAAUGGACAAUUUGUGCAAAAUUAAGGAGUUAUCCGUUCAUCCCUAGAGAAAUGGAAAGGGAAGACAGGAUGGGUUACUGUAUGUAUGUACCAAUAUGAAAAUACAAUCUGAAUCCUUUUAACACACAGCCUUAAAGUCAAAGGCUAGUUUAUGGAUAGUUGUGCCAUAUGUGUCCAAGAGAGAACAACAUUAUUAGAGUGCUAUUACAAUAUAGGGCAUCUACUUAGGUACAAUUCUGUGCCUCUGCAGCAAUCAAACACACUGAGUGUACAAAACAUUAAGCACACCUGCCUAAUAUCGAGUUGCACCCCGAGUUGUUCCUUAAUUAAUUCAUCAGUUAUUUUUAUCACAUUUACACUCAUGUUUUUACACAAUACAUAUGUAUAUACUGUAGCUUUGACGCUGUGGACUUGUACUUUUUAAGCUAUUGACCAAUAUAAAUUAUAGAUGACUAUUUUUAAACUUCUUAUCAAUGGCCUGUAUAUCUCAUUGUUGGAGAUUUGACAAAUGUGUGCUUUAGAAAAGAAAAUCCACGGAAAGGAAUAAACCUUUUUUUCCUGAUGA